This is a messenger RNA of Lingula anatina, 1747 nucleotides long. RefSeq lists its product as uncharacterized. The record is from RefSeq and is a predicted model, not a curated record. Lineage: Eukaryota; Metazoa; Brachiopoda; Lingulata; Lingulida; Lingulidae.
CGUUAUUCUUUUACUUUUCAGAUAUUUCACUGCCGUCUCACUUUAACUUAACAGUAUAUCCUGACCAAACUCCAGCACAAAAUUCGUAUCAAACAUCUACCAUCCGACAGUGUCUAGAUAAAAUUUCAAAUGGUCAAUGUGUAAGCGUCACCUGGAAGCCGUAUGUUAACCUUUGUGAUUGCUUCACAAGUGCAAAUGUAUGUGCAAUGUCAUUGGGCACUUUACAGCCGGGACAACUACUUUCAAGUGCCAUCGCUAUUCACAUUGACACCGCACAUUGUCGCCGAGAAGGUCAGCAGUGUACCAGUCCGGUGUGUGACGACAUGUGUAUUGUAGUAAACCAAAACCAUUUCUGUGGAUGCAAAACAGGGCGGCGGUUAACGAAUGGAAGUCACUGUGAAGAUACAGAUGAAUGUCAGUUUAACGCCGACUGUCAUGUUCACCAAACGUGUUUAUCAAACCACAAUUGUUAUAAUACCUGCAACCAAGGGUUCCAUCCUGUCCUAGACACAAACUCAGGAAAAAAAACAUGCAUGAGCAAAUGUGUCGUACCUGACAAUACCGUGAACGCCACGCGGGAGCAGUCAAAUGUGACUUAUGUGAAUGUUGGCGAAAAAAUCUUGUAUAACUGUAUUCCAAACUUGACACUGUCAGCUGGUAGUUUAACAAGAACAUGCAUGUUUGACUUCACGUGGACUGGAGACCCCCCAGUAUGUUUGGAGAAAAUCCAUAUACUGGCAGGUUCAUCACACAACACCAUUACUUCAGAAGAUUCCACAACACUUUCAACGGUCUACUCAUCUACUGGAAACAAUACCUCCACAGGUAUAACAGGCAUCCGUGAUACCACCACACCUAUCCAUGGAGGACGGUCCACCGAAGAUACUUUAUCAUCAGUUAUGGCCCUGGGGAUCGGGAUUGGUAUUGGAGCAUUUUUACUGAUGUUGUUGGUUAUUAUAAUUGCCCUGCUGUGUCUGCGACGGCGCAAACGAAAAAGAGACACGAAUCCUGCUGAAAAUUUAAACCUUCCUGUAACCCGAGUAGAAAAUGACUACUCUCCUUAUCAACUUGCAACAGAUUCAAAUGUGGAUAUUGCAGUGCAUCAAAGUGGCCGGCUAGGUGAAGAACCUUCCGAACAACAAAACAACAUGAUUCCUCGCUUUAAAGAGACCAUGGAACCAGCAGACACUAACGUCUACCUUGUUUCGAAUGAUAUGUACGCUUCUACGGGGGAGAGGGUGCGUAAUGGUCAGCAUAACAACUCAGAUCAGAAAGAAACUGCCGGUUUGGAGGAAUGUGUCAUGGUUGAUAACGACAUUUAUAGUGCAGAGUGAUUCCGGUGACAGAAAAAUUGACAUAGUUUACGUUUAUACAUCGUUCUUUUUGUACGUAUUUCAUGUUUUUAAAUGUUUUAAUCCUCACCUGUAAACUAUUGGCAAAAAUAGAUGUCACGCGCAGAUUGCCUAGUAGCCAAAAUGAACGAAUUUUGGUCCACAGAUGCGUGCAAUAUGGGUAAUAAGGAACAAUACAAUGUUUCUUCUAACGCUUUUCAAUGCAACCUGACCCCUAAAAAUGACUAAAUGGAGAACAAAGGGGGUGUAACAGAAAAAUAAAAAAAGUAAAAAUUCCCAACAUAUCCCCAAAAAUCUGACAUGCUAGUUAAAAAAACCAAGUCUUUGUUCUUGUACAUGACAUAUAUUUCGUCUAGCCGCCCUUUGUCGAUAUUUUUAGCAAAAUCUACAUAACA